AUGCAGCCAGACACGGCCAGACGCAGACAGACGCAGCCUGACGCAGCCAGACGCAGCCAAACACAGCCUGACGCAGCCAGACGCAGCCAGACGCAGCCAGACGCAGCCAGACGCAGCCUGACGCAGCCUGACACAUCCAGACACAUCCAGACACAGCCAGAAGCAGCCAGACGCAGCCAGAAGCAGCCAGACGCAGCCAGACGCAGCCAGACGCAGCCAGUCGCAGCCAGACGCAGCCAGACGCAGCCAGACACAGCCAGACGCAGCCAGACGCAGCCAGACGCACCCAGACACAGCCAGGCACAGACACCACGCCUCACGGCUGUCGAUGACCUGUGUGCACCGCGCGUGUGGCUGGGCAACAGGCACGCCAACAGGCACGCCAACAGGCACGCAGAGGGCCUGGCCAGGCUGCACCGCUGUCAGGCGGCAGGGACGCCCUAG
Bacillus rossius redtenbacheri is the source of this 444-nucleotide messenger RNA. Its product is annotated as myelin-associated oligodendrocyte basic protein-like. The transcript is spliced from 2 exons. The coding region runs from base 1 to 444 and encodes 147 amino acids. The record is from RefSeq and is a predicted model, not a curated record. Lineage: Eukaryota; Metazoa; Arthropoda; Insecta; Phasmatodea; Bacillidae.